Messenger RNA from Arthroderma uncinatum, 1776 nucleotides. RefSeq lists its product as uncharacterized. The transcript is spliced from 8 exons. The coding region runs from base 1 to 1776 and encodes 591 amino acids. Gene Ontology annotation, biological process: transmembrane transport. Gene Ontology annotation, molecular function: ATP transmembrane transporter activity; calcium ion binding. NCBI's taxonomy places the organism in Eukaryota, Fungi, Ascomycota, Eurotiomycetes, Onygenales, Arthrodermataceae. The record is from RefSeq and is a predicted model, not a curated record.
AUGCCGGAGCACGGAAACGAGAGCACGCGUGAGCGAGACGAGCGCAUAGAACGUCUCUGGGAGCUGCUGGAUACUCGGAAGGAAGGACAGAUUGAUCUCAGGGGGUUCAAAAAGGGGUUGAAGCAGAUCGAUCACCCCCUGAAAAAUGCCGAUGACCUGCUGCAUGAUAUUCUCAAGGCGAUAGAUACAAGUCAGGAUGGCCGGAUACAGUAUUCUGAAUUCCGCUCGUUCGUACAACAGGCCGAGCAACAGCUGUGGCAGCUCUUCCAAGCUAUUGACCACGACCGUAACGGCCAUCUCGACAAGACGGAGCUGAAAGAUGCCUUUUCACGCGCGGGUAUGUCCGUGCCGAACUCGAAGCUAGAUCAGUUCUUCGAGGAUGUCGAUACAAAUCGCGAUGGGGUCAUCAGCUUCGACGAGUGGAGAGACUUCCUCCUCUUCCUCCCAGACACACAUAACCUCCGCUCAGUCAUAUCCUACUACUCUGCAACCGGCACACUCAACCCCGAAGGCGACGUGCACAUCAACAAGACACUACAGGGAUCAGGUACAGCUCCUCACCUUUCUCCUACUACACCUUGCACCGCAGAACCAGUCCCAGUCAUCAGUCCUCCUCAUGCACGUCCUGCUCCUGUUCCGCCCCCUCCUCCUCCUCUCGACCCAGACCAACACCAAUAUUAUAUGUUUGCGCCUCCUUAUAACGACCACCACGAAAUAGAUCAGGGACUGGAAGUAGAAUUCCUUAUCGUCCCUUCCCUCGUCAGAAUAUGGCUGUCAUACCGCUACCUAGAAGAAGUAUUGACCGAAUCCACACCCCAUGUAGGCUACUUUCUUGCCGGCGGGAUGGCCGGUGUUGUCUCCCGAACCGCCACCGCGCCUUUCGAUCGGUUGAAGGUCUACCUCAUCGCACAGACGAAUACGAGUAGCGCGAAGAGUGCGGCUGUCAACGCGGUCAAGGCUGGUGCGCCGGUCAAGGCAGUGGGGUGGAUGUCGUGGCCUAUCGUUGAGGCCACCAAGGAGCUAUGGCGUGCGGGGGGGAUUAGGAGUUUGUUUGCCGGGAACGGCCUGAAUGUCGUCAAGGUCAUGCCAGAGUCUGCUAUCAAGUUCGGUGCAUACGAGGCUUCAAAACGCUUCUUUGCCAACCUUGAGGGCCACGAUGAUACCAAGAACCUGCUUCCCAUCUCCCAAUUCCUAUCCGGCGGCAUUGGCGGAAUGAUUUCCCAAUGCUGCGUCUACCCUCUCGAUACCCUAAAAUUCCGUAUGCAAUGCGAAACCGUCCAGGGUGGCCUACACGGCAACCAACUAAUAUACUCCACCGCAUCCAAAAUGUGGCAAACAAACGGCCUAACAGGCUACUUCCGUGGUCUCCCCCUCGGCCUCCUUGGGAUGUUCCCCUUUGCCGCCAUCGACCUAAUGACAUUCGAAUACCUAAAGUCAACCCUUGUAGCCCGCAAUGCCCGCCUAGCUCACUGCCACGAAUCAGACGUACAGCUAAACAACUUCUCAACAGGAGCUAUUGGCGCAUUCAGUGGCGCCCUGAGUGCUUCCAUCGUUUAUCCACUGAAUGUUCUGCGUACUCGAUUACAGGCGCAAGGCACAGUACUUCAUAAGGCUACAUAUACCGGCAUCGUGGACGUCACUGUGCGCACAGUGCGAAGCGAAGGUGUCUACGGCUUGUUUAGAGGGUUAACGCCCAACUUACUAAAAGUCGUACCCUCAGUGUCGAUAAGUUAUAUUGUCUACGAGAAUUCGAAGCGCUUAUUUGGCUUGUCGUGA